GAAUAAACCGAAGACCUUUGUUGUUCUGCAUAGAGGGAAACAAACGCGUUACAGUUGGUAAAAUAGGCGAAGAUGGAAGUGGAAGUAGACGAGAAAGACCUAAAAUCGGCGAGAGCCGAGCUUUUGAAAGAUGGGCGGCGAGGUUUACGUAUACGCGGAUGGGAGAUCGAGUCUCUUAAACGCUCUAUUCUCAACUCCUCGGCUCUCCAACAAUGGGAACAAAGCCUCCAAACCUCUCACUUGCCGGAAAUGAUUUUCGGUGAAAGUUGUUUGGUUCUUAAACAUGUCAGCAGCGGCACUAAAAUUCAUUUUAAUGCAUUCGAUGCUUUGGCCGGUUGGAAACAGGAGGGUUUGCCUCCUGUCGAAGUUCCUGCUGCUGCUAAAUGGAAAUUUAGAAGUAAACCCUUACAGCAGGUGAUAUUGGACUAUGACUAUACGUUUACAACUCCUUAUUGUGGAAGUGAAAUGGUUGAGCUUGAUUCAGACAAGCAUGGAAGCAAGGAAAUUUCAGGGGGGAGCUUGGGCUUCCAUUGGGAGGAUUGCGAAGAGAAGCUUGAUGUGGCUGCUCUCACAUUAAAAGAACCUAUUCUAUUCUAUGAUGAGGUAGUAUUAUAUGAAGACGAAUUGGCUGAUAAUGGAGUGUCACUUCUAACUGUGAAAGUGAGAGUCAUGCCAAGUUCUUGGUUUCUUCUCUUACGAUUUUGGCUUCGGGUUGAUGGAGUGCUAAUGAGAUUAAGGGACACCCGUAUGCAUUGUGUUUUUGACGAGAGUGCAAAUCCUGUCAUUCUUCGAGAAAGAUGUUGGAGGGAAGGCACAUUUCAAGCUUUGUCUGCUAAAGGAUAUCCUACUGAUUCUGCUUCAUAUAGUGAUCCAAGCAUCAUCAGCCAAAGGCUUCCUGUCAUCAUGCAUCAGACCCAAAAGCUUGUAGUCCCUGGUAACUUGUAGACUGUAAUUGCCUUCCGCAACAGAUUCAAAUUGUUUUUAUGCUGUGAAUUUUGGUCCAUUCAGGUGGAUUCCAGAAGCCUAAAAAAAAAAAAAAAUCCUUGUUUAUGCAUUUCAUGUGCCAUUAGCAAUCUACUUUUAUUAUGUAAUUUUGGGUAUAAACAAGAGUAAGAAUUCUACAUCUAAUAUUGGUUUAAGGUGUCAUAAUUUCAUCUCUUCCAACAUUAACCAUGACGUGCAAAAACUGGAAAAGAAGUUAAUCCAAGGAGCUUUUCAAAUGGAUGCCAGAUUGGAAAAUUAGUGCAGAAGCUCAUCGCUUCAAGUUGACAUCUCAAAGCAAUUCCUAUUUGUUGUCAAACAAAGCACGUGUAACAUUAAAAUUUAAAGCUCUUUAAAUCUACUUGAAAUACUUUCAAUUUAUUGAUGGGUUAAUUGGUUUUAUAUGUUCCAAUCUGUAAAGUUAUGGACAAUAAGUUAGUCAAUAAAUAAGAGGGUUGAUUUUAGAGUAGAUCAGGUAAUCCUAAAUACGAUGUAAUGAUAA
This is a messenger RNA of Durio zibethinus, 1483 nucleotides long. RefSeq names its product TIP41-like family protein. Lineage: Eukaryota; Viridiplantae; Streptophyta; Magnoliopsida; Malvales; Malvaceae. Gene Ontology annotation, biological process: TOR signaling. Gene Ontology annotation, cellular component: cytosol. The record is from RefSeq and is a predicted model, not a curated record.